AUGACUAGUAUAGCACUUAUUCCAGAGUUAUUACAAAAAAUCCUUUCUUAUCACAAGGAAAAUCCCAAAAUAAUUUUUAAAUGCGCUCUAGUAUCAAAAAGUUGGUGUGACACAGCCAUACCAUUCUUGUGGAAAAAACCAUUUCGUUUUUGUUAUUCAACUUUUCAUUAUAAGAUCGUUAGAGUUUACCUUCAAUUUUUACACAAAGAAUUUUUGGAAAAAUUUGAUUUAAAUCAAAUCAUAUUUUCUGAUAAUUCUUCUCCUCCUUCUUAUAAUUAUUUAUCAUUCUUACAAGAAUUCGUUUACCUUACAUUAUAUGAAUCCCUUUUAAAUUUAUUAAAGAAACAACGAUCUUAUAAAACAUUAUCAACAUCCGAAAAAGAUCAAGAUGAUCAACUUUGUCCAAGCUUUCAUCCAUCUAAACAAUUCAUGAUCAAUAAAUUGUUGCCUAUUUUGAACGAACUUUGUAAUUUAUUCAUCAAGAAUGGUACAAAAAUUCUCAAUUUUAACUUAUCGGCACUAUACGUUAAUUGUAGUUGUAAAUGGUUUCCUUUAAACGAUAUUAAACUUCCAUUAAAUUCAUUAUCAUCAAUUCAAUCAUUUAUUUGUGAUAAUAAUGGAUGUGAUUUUGGUGAUAUCGUAAUGGAAUUAAGUAAAUAUUCAAGAAAUAUUUUCUCAAUAGAAAUAAAAAAACCACAAUCCCAUCAAAAUAUUUCUCAAUGGGUAACGUUAAUUAAUUCACAAAGAUAUUUACAAAAGCUUAAGUUGGAAAUGUUUUAUAGUAAAUAUUCAUCAAUGAUCGCUUUGGCUAUCCCUUCACAAUAUCAUUCUCUGAAAGAGGUUGAAUUGACUUAUUGUAAAUUUUAUCAAGCGAGUCUUUUGGAUGAAUUAUCAUCUUGUCCAAAUCUUAUUUCUUUAAAAGUUAAAGAUUGUUCAUUUACCGAAAAAUCAAAAAUCAUUAAUCAUUUUGUAUCAUUAAAAUCUUUAUAUGUUUCAAAAUCUCAAUUACCACAGGAAUAUUUUUUAGCCAUGUUAGGAAAACCAUCUAAAUUAGAAAAAAUUACACUUAAUUUAAUAGAUUUUUUUAAAUAUCCAAAGAUCAUCCCAUUCAUUUGUUUAAAUUGUUUUCAAUUAAAAGUAUUAGAAAUAGUUUUGGUAGAAGAAACAUUUGAAAAGCUCAUACCAAUAAUGGAAAAUUGUCAAUUAUUAGAGGAGAUAUCAAUUUGGGAAAAAUUUGAUUGUAUAGGUCAUGAAUUUUAUGAUUAUCAUGAUUCUUAUUUUGGUAAUUACAUGAAUCCUAAUUUAGUUAUAAAAAAGAUUUCAAAUUGUUUACCAAGAAAUCUCAAAAAAUUGCAUUUCUCUCAACUUUUUAAUUUUACCUUUGAAGAUAUUCAAUAUUUUAUUCAAAAUGCUCCAAACACUUUACAAGAUUUAAAAUUUUAUAUUAUAGUUAAUGAUAAGAAUAAUGUGAUUAAUCUUUUAGAAAAUUUUGCUGGUAAUCGUAAAUCAAUUAUUAAACAUUCUGAAUCUAGAAUCAAUUAUAGUAAAAUUAUUCAUCAUAUCUUUAUAGCUAAAUUUUUAUAA
Molecule: messenger RNA, 1584 nt
Organism: Funneliformis geosporum
Lineage: Eukaryota; Fungi; Glomeromycota; Glomeromycetes; Glomerales; Glomeraceae
Source: the annotation of a GenBank genome assembly